Messenger RNA from Trichosurus vulpecula (common brushtail), 5112 nucleotides. RefSeq names its product zinc finger MYND-type containing 8 (gene ZMYND8). Gene Ontology annotation, biological process: regulation of DNA-templated transcription. Bases 60 to 3641 code for a protein of 1193 amino acids. Lineage: Eukaryota; Metazoa; Chordata; Mammalia; Diprotodontia; Phalangeridae. The record is from RefSeq and is a predicted model, not a curated record. Gene Ontology annotation, molecular function: protein binding. The transcript is spliced from 21 exons.
GUGAGUUCUAGUGCCUGUCCUCCAUGUUUUAUAAGUAUUGACAUAACACUGUGUUAACAAUGCAUCCACAGAGCUUGGCUGAAGAGGAGAUAAAGGCAGAACAGGAGGUGGUAGAGGGCAUGGAUAUCUCUACUCGAUCAAAAGAUCCUGGCUCUGCCGAGCGGACGGCACAAAAAAGGAAGUUUCCCAGCCCUCCCCAUUCUUCAAAUGGUCACUCUCCUCAAGAUACGUCUACCAGCCCCAUCAAAAAGAAAAAGAAGCCUGGCUUAUUGAACAAUAACAGUAAAGAGCAGUCAGAACUAAGACAUGGUCCGUUUUACUAUAUGAAGCAGCCACUCACCACAGACCCUGUUGAUGUUGUACCGCAGGAUGGACGGAAUGAUUUCUAUUGCUGGGUUUGUCAUCGGGAAGGCCAAGUCCUUUGCUGUGAGCUCUGUCCUCGGGUUUAUCAUGCUAAGUGUCUGAAACUGACUGCGGAACCAGAGGGGGAUUGGUUUUGCCCAGAAUGUGAGAAAAUCACUGUAGCAGAAUGCAUUGAGACGCAGAGUAAAGCUAUGACAAUGCUUACCAUCGAACAGUUAUCGUACCUGCUCAAGUUUGCCCUACAGAAAAUGAAACAGCCGGGGACAGAACCAUUUCAGAAACCCGUAUCGCUUGAUCAGCACCCAGACUACGCCGAGUAUAUCUUUCAUCCAAUGGAUCUUUGUACAUUAGAAAAGAAUGUUAAAAAGAAAAUGUACGGUUGCACUGAAGCCUUUUUGGCCGACGCCAAAUGGAUUUUGCACAACUGCAUUAUUUACAAUGGGGGAAAUCACAAAUUGACACAAACAGCCAAAGUAAUUAUCAAAAUCUGUGAACAUGAGAUGAACGAAAUUGAAGUGUGUCCAGAAUGUUAUUUAGCUGCUUGCCAAAAACGAGAGAACUGGUUUUGCGAGCCUUGUAGCAAUCCACACCCAUUGGUCUGGGCUAAACUGAAAGGAUUUCCCUUCUGGCCUGCAAAAGCACUGAGGGACAAAGAUGGGCAGGUCGAUGCCCGUUUCUUUGGACAACAUGACAGGGCCUGGGUUCCAAUAAAUAAUUGCUACCUCAUGUCUAAAGAGAUUCCUUUUUCUGUGAAAAAGACUAAAAGCAUUUUCAACAGUGCAAUGCAAGAGAUGGAGGUAUAUGUCGAGAACAUUCGCAGAAAGUUUGGGGUAUUUAAUUACUCCCCAUUCCGGACACCAUACACACCCAACAACCAAUUCCAAAUGUUAUUAGACCCCACAAACCCUGGUGCUGGGACUGCAAAGACAGAUAAACAAGAGAAAAUCAAACUGAAUUUUGACAUGACAGCAUCGCCGAAGAUCUUAAUGAGCAAACCCCUGCUGAGCGGUGGCACGGGCCGGAGGAUUUCUUUAACUGAUAUGCCAAGGUCACCCAUGAGUACAAACUCCUCUGUCCACACUGGCUCGGAUGUUGAGCAGGAUGCAGAAAAGAAGGCAACUUCCACUCAUUUCAGCGCGAGUGAAGAGUCCAUGGACUUCCUUGAAAAGAGCACAGCAUCUCCAGCUUCCACAAAGACGGGCCAAGCAGGGAGUUUGUCCGGCAGCCCGAAACCUUUCUCUCCACAAGCUUCAACCCCUCUCCCGGCGGCCAAGCCAGAGAGAGCUUCCACUCCCGGAAGCAUUCUGAAUCUGAACCUAGAUCGGAGCAAAGUGGAUAUGGACCUGAAAGAACUGAGUGAGUCCGUUCAGCAGCAGGCAGCUCCUGUGCCCCUCAUCUCCCCCAAACGGCAGAUUCGAAGCCGCUUCCAGCUUAACCUCGACAAGACCAUAGAGAGUUGCAAAGCACAAUUAGGAAUAAAUGAAAUCUCGGAAGAUGUUUAUACAGCCGUAGAGCACAGUGAUUCAGAAGAUUCAGAGAAAUCAGACUCAAGUGACAGCGAGUACAUCAGUGAUGACGAACAGAAAACUAAGGUUGAACAGGAGGAGACAGAGGACAAGGAAAGUAGCCGGACGGACAAAGAUUCGGCCACCUUGAAAAAAAAGCCUAAACCUCCCACUCCGGUGGAAAUCAAAGAAGAUUUAAAAAGCACAUCUCCCUCCACUGAAAAAUCAGACCCUGUGGUCAAAGAAAAGUCCACUGCAGAUCCUGAGAAGGAUUUUUCAGAAAAAGUCAAGACUUUGCCCCAUCCUGUGAAAGAGAAAGUUAAAGGCAAAGAUGAGACAGAUUCCCCUACGGUACAUUUAGGUCUGGACUCUGAUUCAGAGAGUGAACUUGUCAUAGAUCUUGGAGAAGAUCAUUCUGGGAGAGAGGGACGGAAGAGUAAGAAGGAGUCCAAGGAGCCGCCUGCUAAACAAGAAGCUGUAGGUAAAGCCCCACCACCCUCUAGUGCCAACAGCAGCCAUCCUCCCCCCGAAACACCUGUCCUCACCCGAUCCGCGGCCCAAACCUCCCCGGCAGGCGUCGCCGCAGCCGCCACCACCAUCGCUGCCCCCGCCAUCGCUGCUCCCCCGGCGGCCACCGGGAGCCCCGUGAAAAAGCAGAGGCCGCUGCUACCUAAGGAAACCGCACCAGCCGUGCAGCGGGUCGUGUGGAAUUCUUCAAGUAAGUUUCAAACGUCUUCUCAGAAAUGGCACAUGCAGAAGGUCCAGCGUCAGCAGCAGCAGCAGAGUCACCAAGGCCAGCAGCAGCAGCCCCAGUCCUCCCAAGGGACAAGAUAUCAGACCAGACAGGCUGUGAAAGCCGUCCAGCAGAAGGAAAUCACUCAGAGCACCUCGACCUCCACCAUCACUCUCGUGACGAGUACCCAGCCGGUGUCCAUGGUCACCAGCUCAGGAUCCUCAAGCACACUGUCAUCUUCGCUCAACACCGACUUGCCCAUCGCCACGGCUUCGGCGGAUGUGGCCGCUGAUAUCGCCAAGUACACUGGCAAGAUGAUGGAUGCCAUAAAAGGCACAAUGACAGAAAUAUAUAACGACCUGUCUAAGAGUACCACUGGAAGUACAAUAGCCGAGAUUCGACGUUUGAGAAUCGAGAUUGAGAAACUUCAGUGGCUCCAUCAGCAGGAACUCUCAGAGAUGAAGCACAAUUUGGAACUGACCAUGGCCGAGAUGCGGCAGAGCCUGGAGCAGGAGCGUGACCGCCUGAUUACUGAGGUCAAGAAGCAGCUGGAGCUGGAGAAGCAGCAGGCUGUGGAUGAGACCAAGAAGAAGCAGUGGUGUGCGAACUGCAAAAAAGAAGCCAUUUUCUAUUGCUGUUGGAACACCAGCUAUUGUGAUUACCCGUGCCAGCAGGCCCACUGGCCCGAGCACAUGAAGUCAUGUACACAGUCAGCUACAGCGACCCAGCAAGAGACAGAUCCUGAGGUCAGCACAGAAACAAAUAAAUCUGCCCAGCCUAGCUCAAGCACACAGGCUCCCCAGACGGACACAGCCAGUGCCUCAAAAGAAAAGGAAAGUCCAGCCGACAAGAGCAGGGAGAAUGUCACGACCAUUCCCGUGGUGGUGAGUCCCACCGCCGGAACAGUGGCCAUGAGAAGUGGGGGCAGUGGAGGCGGCAGCGGCAGUACCAGCGGCAGCAGUGGCAGUGGCGGUGGCGGUGGCAGCAGCGGCGUUCAGUAUGUCCAGACCGCGAUGCCAGUCCAAGUGCGGAGAGUCUAGCCCGUGACAACACCGGGCUCCUCGGGGAGAGUCGGAGGAGCAACCGAGACGACUCCCAGCGUGACAGGAGAAGGAAAAGCUACCAGAAAUGUGAAGAGGAAGACGAGGCAGUGGCCGGCUUUGGAGAUUUCACUUCAGAGGUUCUUACUUUAUUGCUUUGUGUGCACAGGACAAGGCGUCGACCACACUACAUUAAUAAGGCAUUAGCGCUGUCUGAGGGCAGUUCAAACCCAUGGUGAAUGAGUGCUUCUCAUGUAAAUAAUGUACAAUUUGUGGAUGUCAUUAAACUUAGAGAACCGUUUCCUUUUUAUAUUUGUAUUGACUUUUAACUUAUAAUAAUAAUAAUAAUAAUUAAAAAAAAAGGAAUGUUUUGGAAAAGGGAAGGUCAGACCAGUUGUCACAAAGUAGCAUUUUCGAAUCUGGGCUGAGGGCAGUUUGCACCCAGAGAAUCAUCAAUGUUCGGGGAUCCAUAGGGAGGCUAUACUUUUUCAUUUACAUCUGUGUACACAACAUGUGGGAUCAAAAGCGGUUCUCCUCAGGUGUGUGUGGCUGCCCUGCAGGCUUGGAUUGCUGUAGCUCCCACUUUUUUUGUUAAAAUCCUAUUUUAUUUCAUCGUUUGGAAUGGGAGCUCUCUGGACCUGAGAACCCCAUGGAGAAAGUCUUUUUAUUUUGUGUGAUUUACACAACGACCAGACUCUCUAAAAAACAAAAAAAAAACAACAAAAAAAACAUGACCUUGUUUACAAAACGUUGAGCGUGCAAGAAACCUGGCACAGGUGGAUGAUGAGCAGGAGGUGUUUCGAGUAGAAUUUCAAAGAGCUGGUGCUGGAUGGAGCAACCUCUUCUGUGUUAAGGUUCAUUUAAAAAAAAUGUUAAAAAAAAAAAAAGCCCAAACAAAAAACCCUCCUGACUGUUAACACUUCACGUGGAAUAAGAGCUUGAAGAAGAGACGUGGGCCAAGGACUUGAUGCUGGGGUAAAGCAUGUAUUAUUUAUAGGACAGAGCCUUCCAUCUUGCUGUAAGCAUGACACAGUAUCCAUACAGUAGGACAGCGCCCCCUGCCUGCCUAGUGCUGCCUGUUACACUACUCAUGGCUGUAGUAGUCCCUACCAUUUUGUAUGUUGUGUAAAACAAAGGCAUUGAACAAAAAGCCAGGUAAUUGAUGUCUGUAUAUGAGAAAAUUAAUUGUAUGAUAUCAUUCCAGUACAUUCUGUUGUACAUUUUUGUGUUUAGGUUCUCCCACUGUUUAUAAACGAUUUGAUAUGUACAGUCUCUGGCUAGUACCCACAUUAGAGCAAAACAAAAGGUAUUAGAAAAAAAGAGAGAGAGAAAGCAGAACAUUUGUGAAUCGCAGUUGUCAGAAAUAGCCUAGCAGGCCUUAUUUGUGAAGCAUAAUUGCUUUUAGCAUAUGGAAGUAUUUUUUCACAUUUCUUUGUAUAAAAUUUGUAUUAAACUUAAAUAUCUUUUUGGA